Molecule: messenger RNA, 1395 nt
Organism: Erythranthe guttata (spotted monkey flower)
Lineage: Eukaryota; Viridiplantae; Streptophyta; Magnoliopsida; Lamiales; Phrymaceae
Product: DNAse I-like superfamily protein
Biological process (GO): base-excision repair
Cellular component (GO): nucleus
Molecular function (GO): DNA-(apurinic or apyrimidinic site) endonuclease activity; phosphoric diester hydrolase activity; double-stranded DNA 3'-5' DNA exonuclease activity
Source: RefSeq, a predicted model, not a curated record
UAUACAUUCCGUCUCUCAAUUGACGGAAUCGCCGGCGGCGAACACAAAGAUGAAGAGAUUUUUCAAGCCGGUAGAGAGAGAUUCCCCUUCCAAGAAACCCACUCUCUCCUCUUCCUCUUCACCACUGAAAGAAUCCGAAACCCCAACGGAAAAUGCUUCUGCCGCCAUUGAUGAAGACACCACAAAGAAAGAGCCUUCGAAAUUCUUGACAUGGAAUGCCAACAGUUUCCUGCUACGAGUCAAGAACAACUGGACCGACUUCUCAAAGUUCUUAGAAACCCUUGAUCCUGACGUCAUUGCAAUACAGGAAGUUAGAAUGCCUGCAGCUGGUUCUAAAGGUGCACCGAAAAACCCUAGAGAGUUCAAAGAUGAUACUACCGCCUCACGUGAGGAGAAACAGCUUCUGAUGCGUGCCUUAUCAAAUCCACCAUUUAAAAACUAUAAUGUAUGGUGGUCACUUUCAGAUACAAAAUAUGCUGGAACUGCUUUGUUUAUUAAAAAGUGCUUCCAGCCGAAAAGGGUUUCUUUCUCAUUGGACCAAUCAGGUUCAAAGCAUGAACCAGAUGGCAGGGUUAUAUUGGCUGAAUUUGAAUCAUUCCGUAUAUUGAAUACAUACUCUCCUAACAAUGGAUGGAAGGAAGAGGAAUCUUCGUUUCAGAGGAGAAGAAAGUGGGAUAAAAGGAUGUUAGAAUUUGUUCUGAAAAAUUCCGAUAAGCCCCUUAUCUGGUGUGGAGAUCUUAACGUCAGUCACGAAGAUAUUGAUGUAAGUCAUCCAGAAUUUUUCAGUUCAGCUAAGCAAAAUGGUUAUGUUCCGCCAAAUAAAGAGGAUUGUGGACAACCUGGAUUUACAUUGUCUGAGAGGAAGCGAUUUGGUUCCAUUCUAAAAGAGGGAAAGCUAAUGGAUUCGUAUAGGUAUUUACACAAGGAUAAAGACAUGGAGCGUGGUUUCUCCUGGUCAGGAAACCCCGUCGGAAAAUAUCGUGGAAAAAGAAUGAGAAUCGACUAUUUCAUAGUCUCGGAGAAACUCAAGGAAAGAAUUGUUGCCUGUGAAAUGCAUGGACAUGGUAUUGAACUACAAGGUUUCUACGGGAGUGACCAUUGCCCAGUAUCGCUCGAGCUUUCUGACGUGGGCCCUACUAACAACGGAAGCUAGGUUUCUUUCUCUUUGGUGAUGCAUUCAAACACUAUUAGUUUUUAUUGCAUUAAUUCCACUUAGUGGAUGGUUAUUAAUGGAUUAAUUGGGACCCUAAUUGACUUUCUCAUUUCUAUUUAGUGUGCCAAAUACAUAUUGCUUAUUUAGUGGUGAAGGCCGAAGAGCAUGUAUUUCGGGCAUGUUUGGUUAAGCUUAUUUUAAACAGCUGAUAAGCUUUUUCUGAUAAGUCAUUGUUUAAGAGC